AAAAGUUUUAGCCACAACCCGCAAACAAAUAAAGGAUGAUGAUGAUGAUGAGCAUGAGCUCCUCCUCCUCCUCCGUUCAAGUUCAAAUGCAUGUAGAACCCUUUCAUUUUGAAAAAUGCCAAUCCAUGUCUCAGCUGAGGCAAUAUCAUUCACAGAUCAUCCGGCUCGGCCUCUCCUCUCAUAACCAUCUCAUUCCCCCACUCAUAAACUUCUGUGCCCGCGCCAGCACCUCCGAUGCUUUAACCUACGCUCUCAAACUGUUCGACUCAAUUCCCCAACCAGAUGCUUUUCUUUACAACACCAUCAUUAAAGGAUUCCUUCAUUCCCAACUACUACCUACUAACUCCAUCCUUCUUCUCUACUCUCACAUGUUGCAAAACUCCGUUUUACCCAACAACUUCACUUUCCCCUCUCUUCUCAGAGCCUGCAGAAAGAUCCAACACGGGAUGCAAAUCCAUGCCCAUCUUUUCAAGUUCGGGUUUGGAGCUCAUAGUGUCUGUCUCAACAGUCUGAUUCAUAUGUAUGUCACCUUUCAAGCAUUGGAGGAAGCCAGGAGGGUUUUCCAUACCAUCCCACACCCUGAUUCUGUCUCCUGGACUAGUUUGAUUUCCGGGUAUUCAAAGUGGGGAUUAAUUGAUGAGGCUUUUACCAUCUUCCAACUCAUGCCUCAGAAAAAUUCUGCUUCUUGGAAUGCCAUGAUGGCUGCUUAUGUUCAGACCAACCGCUUUCAUGAAGCGUUUGCUUUGUUUGAUAGGAUGAAAGCAGAGAAUAAUAAUGUGUUGGAUAAGUUUGUGGCAACCACUAUGUUGUCUGCUUGUACCGGAUUAGGUGCUUUAGAUCAAGGGAAGUGGAUACACGAGUACAUUAAGAGGAAUGGGAUUGAAUUGGAUUCCAAACUCACUACUGCAAUUGUUGACAUGUAUUGCAAAUGUGGUUGCUUGGAGAAAGCUUUGCAAGUUUUUCACAGCUUGCCUUUGCCUUGUAGAUGGAUUUCUUCCUGGAACUGCAUGAUUGGGGGGUUAGCAAUGCAUGGUAAUGGAGAGGCUGCAAUUCAACUUUUCAAAGAGAUGGAGAGACAGAGGGUAGCUCCUGAUGACAUCACUUUUCUGAAUCUCCUCACUGCCUGUGCGCAUUCAGGGUUAGUUGAGGAGGGGCGUAACUACUUCAGUUACAUGAUCCGAGUUUAUGGAAUUGAGCCCAGAAUGGAGCACUUUGGAUGCAUGGUUGAUUUACUUGGAAGAGCUGGAAUGGUGCCGGAGGCUAGAAAGCUUAUCGAUGAGAUGCCUGUGAGUCCUGAUGUCACUGUUCUAGGCACUCUUCUAGGAGCCUGUAAGAAGCACAGAAACAUUGAGUUGGGAGAGGAAAUAGGGAGAAGAGUUAUCGAACUAGAACCUAACAAUAGUGGACGCUAUGUAUUGUUAGCCAACUUAUAUGCCAGCGCUGGUAAAUGGGAAGAUGUUGCUAAAGUGAGGAAACUGAUGGAUGAUAGGGGAGUAAAGAAGGCUCCGGGCUUUUCCAUGAUUGAGCUACAAGGUACUGUUCAUGAAUUUAUCGCUGGUGAAAGAAAUCAUCCUCAAGCUAAAGAAUUGCAUGCCAAAGUUUUUGAGAUGCUGGAACAUCUAAAAUCUGUUGGCUAUGUGGUUGAUACCAAUGGAGUACUGCAUGGCCAUGAGUUUGAUGAGGAGGAAGAUGGAGAGAACCCAUUAUACUAUCACAGCGAGAAACUUGCCAUUGCCUUUGGGCUAUCAAGGACUAAACCUGGGGAAACUCUUCGUAUAUUAAAAAAUCUGCGGAUCUGUGAAGAUUGUCACCAUGCAUGCAAACUUAUUUCAACGGUUUUUGAUCGAGAAAUAAUUGUAAGAGAUAGAACUCGGUUUCACCGUUUUAAAAUGGGCCAGUGCUCCUGCCAGGAUUACUGGUAAGUGGGUGGUCAUGGUGAUUUAUGGACCUUGUAUCAAAAUAUCGCAGUAGAUAUAUAAGAUGAAAGUGCAAAAUGAUAAAAUGAUAAAAUCAUAGAAACUGAGUUUCUCUUUUC
Molecule: messenger RNA, 2035 nt
Organism: Populus nigra (black poplar)
Lineage: Eukaryota; Viridiplantae; Streptophyta; Magnoliopsida; Malpighiales; Salicaceae
Product: pentatricopeptide repeat-containing protein At5g66520-like
Exons: 1
Coding region: 36-1922 (628 amino acids)
Biological process (GO): RNA modification
Molecular function (GO): zinc ion binding; protein binding; RNA binding
Source: RefSeq, a predicted model, not a curated record